GUCGAGCCGCUGAGGGCGCCCGGCCAGGCCGGGGCGCGCGCCCUCAUCCUCUCGCCCACCCGUGAGCUGGCCCUGCAGACCCUGAAGUUCACCAAGGAGCUGGGCAAGUUCACAGGCUUGAAGACAGCUCUGAUCCUGGGAGGAGACAAGAUGGAGGACCAGUUCGCUGCCCUGCAUGAGAAUCCCGACAUAAUCAUCGCCACCCCCGGGCGCCUGGUGCACGUGGCGGUGGAGAUGAAACUGAAGCUGCACACCGUGGAGUACGUGGUGUUCGACGAGGCUGACAGGCUCUUUGAGAUGGGCUUUGCCGAGCAGCUCCAGGAGAUCAUCGCCCGGCUCCCGGACUGCCACCAGACCGUCCUCUUCUCCGCCACGCUGCCCAAGCUGCUCGUCGAGUUUGCCCGGGCCGGUCUCACUGAGCCGAUGCUAAUCCGUCUGGAUGUGGAGUCCAAGCUCAGUGAGCAGCUCAAGCUGGCUUUCUUCCACGUGCGCGGGGAUGACAAACCGGCCGUGCUGCUCCACCUGCUCCGGAGCGUGGUGAAGCCCCAGGACCAGACGGUCGUCUUCGUGGCCACCAAGCACCACACAGAGUAUCUCAAGGAGCUGCUGACGGCCCAGGGCAUCCGCUGCACACACAUCUACAGCUCACUGGACCAGACCGCCCGCAAGAUCAACAUCGCCAAGUUUGCCCAGGGCAAGUGCCCAGUGCUGCUGGUCACCGACGUGGCUGCCCGCGGGCUUGACAUCCCCAUGCUGGACAAUGUCAUCAACUACAGCUUCCCCGCCAAGGCCAAGCUGUUCCUGCAUCGCGUUGGUCGUGUGGCCCGCGCUGGCCGGAGUGGCACUGCCUACUCGCUGGUGGCUCCCGAUGAGAUGCCCUAUGUCUUCGACCUCCACCUCUUCCUGGGGCACCCGCUCGUCCUCGCCGGUGCCCAGGAGAUGCCCGCUGAUGCCGGUGGGGUCCUGGGCCGUGUCCCCCAAAGCCUGGUGGACGACGAGGAGUGCCUGCUGCUGACAGACCAUGAGGGCUCGCUGGAGCUGCGGAGCCUGCGCCGUGUCGCCGACAACGCCCACAAGCAGUACCUGCGGUCCCGGCCUGGCCCCUCGCCUGAGUCCAUCAAGAGGGCGAAGGACCUGGACGUGUCCCAGCUGGGCAUGCACCCGCUCUUCAGUGCUCGCUUCGAAGACACUGAGCUGGAGAGGCUGAAGUUUGUGGACAGCAUUAAAACCUACAAGUCCAAGGCGACCAUCUUCGAGAUCAACGCCACGUCCCGGACGCUGGCCAGCACCGUGAUGCGGUCGAAGCGGCGCCACGACCAUGCCCUCAUCGAGAAGUACCAGCGCGGGCAGCAGGAGAAGCGGGCAGCAGCUCUCAAAGGGCAGGGGCUGUGCCCGGCCCCCGCCAGGCCCAAGGAAGGAGGAGGAGAAGGAGAGGAGGAAAACCUCCAGGUAACAUGGCAGGGAUAAGGAGUUUGCUGUGGCCGCCGGAGCUGCUGCAAGGCAGCCUCGGGCAGGUGCUGGCAGCACUGGGGCCCCCAGGCUGUGCCAGGGGUUGGGGGGGCCACUGCAAGCGAGGGGGGGCUGAGCGUGGGCGGUGAGGGCAGUGCCUUCGAGCAGCAGGCGGCCGGAGCCGUCCUGGAUCUUAUGGGUGAUGAAAACCACAACCUCAACAAGAGCAAGCAGCUGCUGAAGUGGGACCGCAAGAAGAAGCGGUUCGUGGGGCAGACGGGCCAGGAGGACAAGAAGAAGGUGCGGACGGAGAGUGGGCGCUACAUCAGCAGCUCCUACAAGAACAACCUCUAUGAAAAAUGGAAGCAGAAAUACAAGGUUGAUGAGCGGGACGAGGAUGAAGACGACGGAGGAGGCAGGGAGCAGUUCAGAGGGAAGCGCAGGCAUGGGCACGGGCCCGGGCAGCCCCCCGCCCGGGGCAGGGUGCGCUCGGAGCUGAAGAACAAGCAGCAGAUCCUGAAGCAGCGCAAGAAGGCGGCCAAGCAGCGCUUCCUGCAGAGCGGGGGGCUGAAGCGCCUGAAGGCCAGGAACCGGCAGCGGGUGCAGGAGCUGCGGCAGAUGGCCUUCGGCCGGCACAGCGGCUUCCCCCGCGCCUGGGCUGGGUGCUGGGGAAAGAGACAUUAA
Messenger RNA from Phaethon lepturus (White-tailed tropicbird), 2133 nucleotides. It is a transcript of the gene DDX54, whose product is annotated as DEAD (Asp-Glu-Ala-Asp) box polypeptide 54. The record is from RefSeq and is a predicted model, not a curated record. Gene Ontology annotation, molecular function: ATP binding; RNA helicase activity; RNA binding. The transcript is spliced from 17 exons. The annotation marks the transcript as partial. Gene Ontology annotation, cellular component: nucleus. Lineage: Eukaryota; Metazoa; Chordata; Aves; Phaethontiformes; Phaethontidae.